AGUUACUUGACAACCAUGCAGUUGCUAGUGUACACCACAGGUCUCUCUCUAGUACUACUCUAUCCAAUAGUGCACACAAUAUCCCAAGAAAGCCAAGAGAAUCUACAGGAAAAACAAGUUAAAAUAAGAAAAUUUGACUCACUACGCAAUAAACUCAACUCAAAUAGCAAAUUCGACUCUUUACGUAAUAAACUCACCAAAGCUUCGGAAUACUGGGACUUAAUCAAUGGGUUGUACUCUGCAGAUGAAGAAAAAGUAAAUGAAGUUCUGGAUAAGGUGGUAGAUGUUUUGAAACAAAUCAUGCCAGAAUGUGGUGAAAUAGACCCCAUCGAGGUGGAUGGUGGUAUACAGUACUACGUCUGUGGGGGAAGAGGACAGAUCUCAGACCUAAGGUCCAUCGAGCUCAUUGACAAAUCUGUGGACGAUGCAUCUGAUGGUGGUAAGAUUCUUCGUCUGCAAUAUAGAUAUACAAGCUUACAGUUCACUUACAAUGCUUUCUACAUUAAACUUUUAACGCCUCAACAGGGGAAGCUGCAUAUCAUUUUUGCUAAUAAUCAUAUGGAAAUUGAAGUGAAAAUACCGAGUAAAGGAAAACUAAUCCUGAACAGCUUGACUUCAAAUUGUUGUUUGUACGUACAGAAUUUUAAUAUAAAUACACUCGAGUUUGAUAAAACUGUCUUGGGUAUCCCACAACCAACAUUAUUCCAAUUGGGGGAACAAAAGGUCUCCGAUAAAGUAAAAAAAGACAUAAGAAAUAUUCAACGAAGAUUUGAAAACACAGUUUUAAAAGUUAUGCACAAACGUCUACCUGCAUCUGGUUCAUAUGUAUGUAAGAAUCAAUAUUUGGCUGAUGAACUAAAAUCUAGAGGAGUGAACAUGGACUCUGUUGUUGUAAGUGAGAAGUUUGAAAAUACUUGUGGUAAAAUCGAAAAUUAACCGUUAUACAACAAGCCACAUCUGCACAUUUCAAUUUGCUAUUUCAUCGUAUUAUGGUGAUUUUUCUCUUCAAAUA
Macrosteles quadrilineatus (aster leafhopper) is the source of this 1012-nucleotide messenger RNA. RefSeq lists its product as uncharacterized. Lineage: Eukaryota; Metazoa; Arthropoda; Insecta; Hemiptera; Cicadellidae. The record is from RefSeq and is a predicted model, not a curated record. The coding region runs from base 16 to 936 and encodes 306 amino acids. The transcript has 2 exons.